GUGGGGAGCGGCGCUGCAGCCUAGAGCGGGAGCGCUCGGCCUCGGGACGUGCAACAAGGACCCGCCCCGACAGCCCCGGGAGGAGGGAGGAGCGAGCGACGCUGUGACCGCGCUCCUGUCCCGCCUCCUCCAGCCCCUGCCUAUUCGGGGUUCGGGGUACGCGCUCCAUCUGCGCGGUCCCCGGCAGAGAGGGCCCCUCUGUCCACUUGGUCCCCCGACGCGGCGGAGACUGGCCGGCUGGGGACAGAAAAUGCUCCACUCGCCGGGGAGGGCCGUUGUGACAAGUAAGUGGCACAACGCAAAAAAAGCGUGUAGCGCCGAGAAAGUCCCUAACAAGUAUCACCAGCGGGGGCUGUGGGCCUUCUCUCCACCUUCUCCAGAUCCCCAGGGCGUGGGCCCGUGUAGGAUUCGGGGGUCCCCAAACGACGACACCGACGCUCUGGCGGACGGUUCCCAGGAAUUUGCCUGGGGCAGUCGGCGGGGUGGCCGGGCCAGCGCCAGGCGGCGGUUUCGGGAUGACUUGGUGCAGGACAGUUUGAGUGUGUUCCAUAGUUCUGGAAGGUCUGAGUUUCCUUGGCUUCUCAAGAUCUCAGGGUUACUCUUAGGACUUGGCACUGUUGUAUUUCUACUCAGAAGUGUGGAGUUCAGUAGCCCCACGCCAGAGCUCCCUCAUUCUGCUCUGGCCGACCAGAUCCCGAAGCUUCUACCUGAGGAACGACUCAAGAACCUCUUUACCUACGAAGGAAUCUGGCUCUUCCCGAAAAACCAGUGCAAAUGCGAUGCUACCUCACAGCCAGGAAGCUACAACUUUCAGGAUGCCUAUGACCAGACUGAGCUCCCAGCGGUGAAAGCAAGGAGACAGGCUGAAUUUGAACACUUCCAGAGGAGAGAAGGGUUGCCCCAUCCACCGCCACUGCUGGCUCAGCCCAACCUCCCCUUUGGAUACCCAGUCCAUGGGGUAGAGGUGAUUCCCCUGCAUACAGUUCCCAUUCCAGGUCUCCAGUUUGAAGGACCAGAGGCCCCCAUCUAUGAGGUCACCCUGACCGCUUCUCUGGGGACACUGAACACCCUCGCUGACAUCCCAGACAGUGUGGUGCAGGGCAGAGGCCAGAAGCGGCUGACCAUUUCGACCAGUGACCGGAAGCUUUUGAAUUUCAUCCUCCAGCACGUGACUUAUACCAGCACGGUGUACCAGCACCGCAGGGUGGACGUGGUGAGUCUGGAGUCCGAGUCCUCGGUGGUCAAGUUUCCAGUGACCAUCCGCUAUCCUGUCAUCCCCAAGUUAUACGACCCCGGACCAGAGAGGAAGCUCAGAGACCUGGUGACCGUUGCCACCAAAACCUUCCUCCGUCCCCACAAGCUCAUGACCAUGCUCCGGAGCCUUCGUGAGUACUACCCAGACUUGACAGUGAUCGUGGCCGAUGACAGCAAGGAGCCCCUGAAGAUUAAUGACAACCAUGUGGAGUAUUACCCCAUGCCCUUCGGGAAGGGCUGGUUUGCUGGUAGGAACCUGGCCAUCUCUCAGGUCACCACCAAAUACGUUCUCUGGGUGGACGACGAUUUCCUCUUCAACAACGACACCAAGAUUGAGGUGCUGGUGGAUGUCCUCGAGAAAACAGAAUUGGACGUGGUAGGUGGCAGUGUACUUGGAAAUGUGUUCCAGUUUAAGCUGUUGCUGGAGAAGAGUCAGAAUGGGGACUGUCUUCACCGGAGGCCAGGCUCUUUCAGACCCCUGGAUGGUUUCCCCCGCUGUGUGGUGACCAGUGGCGUUGUCAACUUCUUCCUGGCCCACACGGAGCGACUCCAGAGAGUUGGCUUCGACCCCCGCCUACAGCGGGUGGCUCACUCAGAGUUCUUUAUCGACGGGCUCGGGAGCUUGCUCGUGGGGUCAUGUCCGGAAGUGAUCAUAGGUCACCAGGCCCGGUCUCCGGUGACCGACCCAGAGCUGGCCGCACUAGAGAAGACCUACAGCGCAUUUUGGACCAACACCAAGGAACAGGUCCAGUUCAAGCUGGCACUCCACUACUUCAAGAACCAUCUCCUGUGCUCUUCAUGAAGGCGCCUGGGCAUCAGAAAAGCUCUAGGCUUACUGGGGUUGGGUACCUAAGACAGUGGAACUGGGGGUGGGCCACCUGAUGAGAUGAAGUUAGGACAAGCUAGUGGGUGGAGCAGGGGGUGGGGCUCAGUCACUACAAAUACCCACCAGAGGCUCAUUAGAAAUGGACUAGUCCCGGGGCCCCUGGGUGGCUCAGUGGGUUAAAGCCUCUGCCUUCGGCUCAGGUCAUGAUCCCAGGAUCCUGGGAUCGAGCCCCACGUCGGGCUCUCUGCUCCGCAGGGAGCCUGCUUCCUCCCCUCUCUCUCUCUGCCUGCCUCUCUGCCUACUUGUGAUUUCUCUCUCUGUGUCAAAUAAAUAAAAUCUUUAAAAAAGAAAUUAAAAAAAAAAUAAAAGAAAUGGACGAGUCCCCGAGAAGGGCGACAGAAGCCCAUCAAUAACAAUCGUUAUUUGUAUGAUGCAGUACCGUUUAUGGAACACCUACCUGCACAUCCCCUGUUGGAUCUCCUGCAAAAGAGUAGAGUAUGGGUUGGCUUCCGUAGUCAUUCCUUAGGAAUGGCUUUGGGGUUUUUGAGGGUUAUUUGGGAGAAAUGAUAUUGUAGUCAGAAAUAUCCUCUCUGGGGCACCUGGGUGGCUCAGUGGGUUAAAACCUCUGCCUUUGGCUCAGGUCAUGAUCCCAGGGUCCUGGGAUCAAGCCCCAUAUUGGGCUCCCUGCUCAGCUAGAAGCCUGCUUCUCCCUCUCCCACUCCCCCUGCUUGUGUUUCCUCUCUCGCUGUGUCUCUCUGUGUCAAAUAAAUAAAUAAAAUCUUUAAAAAAAAUUUUUUGAA
Molecule: messenger RNA, 2880 nt
Organism: Mustela lutreola (European mink)
Lineage: Eukaryota; Metazoa; Chordata; Mammalia; Carnivora; Mustelidae
Gene: B4GALNT2
Product: beta-1,4-N-acetyl-galactosaminyltransferase 2
Exons: 14
Coding region: 251-2056 (601 amino acids)
Biological process (GO): UDP-N-acetylgalactosamine metabolic process; UDP-N-acetylglucosamine metabolic process
Cellular component (GO): Golgi membrane
Molecular function (GO): hexosyltransferase activity
Source: RefSeq, a predicted model, not a curated record